Molecule: messenger RNA, 1470 nt
Organism: Callithrix jacchus (white-tufted-ear marmoset)
Lineage: Eukaryota; Metazoa; Chordata; Mammalia; Primates; Cebidae
Source: RefSeq, a predicted model, not a curated record
AUGCCUAAGUCGGACAACACAUUCCUGCCCUGCCUGAAACCCCCCAAGGACUUCCCUCUGCAGUAUGCGACAACAACCAGUCCUUUCCAAGGACAGGGAGCACGAGUAGCUCUGUCUGUUAUACAACGGGCCAUCACCAGUAUUAUCAUCCGGACACCAUCUCGAUUGUUGAAGGAAAUAAUCUUGGUAGAUGAUUUCAGCUCAAAUGGACUAAAGGUACACUUGGAUGAGAAGAUUAAACUUUAUAACCAGAAGUGUCCAGGACCACUGAAAAUAAUAUGACACCCUGAGAGGGAAGGUCUUGCUCAAGCCCGUAACAGUGGCUGGGAAGCUGCCACAGCAGAUGUGGUCGCCAUCUUGGACGCUCACAUUGAAGUCAAUGUUGGAUGGGCAGAGCCAAUCUUGGCUCGGAUUCAAGAAGACCACACCGUGACUGUGUCUCCUGUGUUUGACAACAUUCAUUUUGACACCUUUGAACUGGAUAAGUAUCAACUGGCAGCUGAUGGGUUUAACUGGAAACUCUGGUGCCGCUACGAUGCACUGCCCCAAGCCUGGAUUGAUCUGCAUGAUGUCACUGCCCCAGUGAAGAGUCCUUCAAUCAUGGGCAUCUUCGCUGCUAACAGGCUCUUCCUGGGAGAGAUCGGGUCUCUGGAUGGUGGAAUGCUCAUCUAUGGAGGAGAGAAUGUGGAACUUAGCCUAAGGGUGUGGCAGUGUGGAGGGAAGAUCGAGGUUUUGCCCUGCUCCUGGAUUGGUCACCUAGAGAGACAGCACAAGCCUUGUGCCUUGGAUCUGACCCCUGCCUUAAAGUGCAGUGCUCUGUGAGUGGCCGAAAUCCGGAUGGAUGAGCACAAACACAUGGUCUACUUGGCCUGGAACAUACCUCUCCAGAACUCCGGAAUAGAUUUUGGGGACGUUUCUUCCAGCAUGGCACUCUGGGAAAACCUGAAGUGUAAAACUUUUGACUGGUACCUGAAAAAUGUUUACGCACUCUUGAAGCCAAUGCACACCAUCAUAGGCUAUGGACCGGUGCGGAUGAUGAAAUUACUGGAUGUCUAGGGGCUCCAAGAUCAGUCUUCCUGCCCUCCCUCUGGCUAGGGUCUCCUGCUGGCUGCUGAUGCCAAUGGCGAGUCCACUGCUCUCUUUUAGUACAACUACUAUCACCUAACUGGGGAGCUUUUUGUGGGACAACUGAUUGCAGAGGCCAGUGAUAGUGAUGGCUGCCUGACAGAUCCUGGCAAGGCAGAGGAGAAGCCCACCUUAGAACCAUGCUCCAAGGCAGCUAUGAAUGGACUGCACAUACAUUGGGAUUUUAAACAGGGAGGAGCUGUCAUAAACAGGGAUACCAAGUGGCGUCUGGAGAUGAAGAAGGACCCUUUGGGUAGCCACGUGCUUGUGCUCCAGACCUGUACCAUGCGAGUGUGGAAAGUCCAGCACACCAUCAGAGACUGGGGUCGGACUAUCAGCCAGUGA